This is a messenger RNA of Thunnus maccoyii (southern bluefin tuna), 3345 nucleotides long. RefSeq names its product transcription factor EC (gene tfec). The record is from RefSeq and is a predicted model, not a curated record. Gene Ontology annotation, biological process: regulation of transcription by RNA polymerase II. NCBI's taxonomy places the organism in Eukaryota, Metazoa, Chordata, Actinopteri, Scombriformes, Scombridae. Bases 1249 to 2568 code for a protein of 439 amino acids. Gene Ontology annotation, cellular component: nucleus. Gene Ontology annotation, molecular function: protein dimerization activity; RNA polymerase II cis-regulatory region sequence-specific DNA binding; DNA-binding transcription factor activity, RNA polymerase II-specific. The transcript has 8 exons.
UAUCACUGUAAAAUGGACAUUACUGAGUGAGCUUGCAGACUUUAUGAUUCUUCUCCACUUGUGCUGCUGUUACUGUAGCUUAGCAUUUUAGCUAAAUGCUUCUGUUUAGCAUUUACUGUAGCAGUAUCCUAGUAGCUGCAGUGGUUGCUGUUCAGCAAAAAAUACUUUCUUUAUAUGUGAUUUUGCUUGAUGAAGGACACCUGCUUUCUAAAUAUGACACUAUUAAUAUGGGAGCAGAUGGAUGGCAUAAUGAAAAAUAAAUUCUUUUUCAGUAUCAACCUUUCAACCAGUUACACAUGUUAGGUCAAGUAAUAUUGCAUUGUCUACUGGAUCUGCCAUUACGCCAGCACUCUUGCUCAUCAGAGUUUCCUCAACUUGCAAUUGAUUAGCUGACGUAUGUCAUGGAAAAAGUAUCCAUUUACUGAUAAAGGAACUCAAGCGAGUCCAUAGAGUAUGCUAUUUUGUCCAGUGAAUAGAGAAGUUUUGGGAGGAAGUAUGAAAAAAUCUGAGUCACAGACAAGACCAUCAAAAAAUGAUAAGACCAACAUUAUAAAACCAUAAAAAUACAUAUAUUAUUAUUAGAUCCUACAAAAAUACUUUAUAACUCAUAAACUAAUAGAGCAAGUCACAACAGUACGGUACUUUGUGAGCCCUAGGCCAGUAAGUAAAUUAAACGUUUUUAGGUGACAUGUUUCCUCUGAAAAUAGCCCACAGUUUACAGUAAUAAAAACCUCAAAAUAGCUUUAUUGCAGUUAUUGUUUGGGAGACUGAUAAUACUAAACAGUCUACACUGAAACCCGUGAAUGAAAGAAAAAGCCUGGUUAAAAAUGGCAUUAGAGGAGUUAUUUAAAACCCCCAUUGGGGAACAAGGGUCAAUUGUGCUGCCACAACCCCUGGAGCAGGCAGCAGAGGACUUUGAGAGCUGACCACUGAUUGGUCAGUCAGACAGAAAAGGGCGGUCCGAAUGAAUUAGUGAUAGACACUAAAGGCAGAUAUCCUGCAGUGAUCAAACCCUGGGUGAUCUGACAGUCCAGUGUUUGAAGUGAUUAUCAUGCUACGCAACAUAAAGGCUUACUCCCAGCUUUGGGCCUAAUUAGUUCACUUAGGGCCCUUUAUAAGACAUUGGUAGGGGACUGGCAGGGACAGACACUCAGACCAACAGGAUAGCAGCAGCAGACCUGGAUCCCUAAACUUGUCCUGCUGCUUCACCCAAACACACCAAUCUGAAGAUUAUCUGCUUUUCUGAGAAUGCCACACUUAACUGACUGCAGUUACUACACGAUGCGGGACGCAACCAGAGCUUCAAAUGUACAAAACCACCUGGAGAACUCUAAGUUCCACCUCCAUCAGACCCAGAACCAACCUGUCAAGCAGUACCUGACGCUGGGCUCUAAGCUGGCCUCUUCGGCUGGAGGGGGCCACGCCGUGCCGCAUCCCCACGCCCAAGGCCAGCCACUGGCCACCGUUCCGAUCAUGAGGAAUGGACACAUGCCCUCUGUUAGCGACAGCAGCAACCCCAACAGCCCCGUUACCCUGCUCACAAUGGCAAAUCAUGACAGUGAGUUUCCAAUGGAUGAAGUUAUUGAUGACCUAAUUAGUCUUGAAUCCGGUUUCAAUGAUGGAGGCUUGGAUUGCAUGGAGUCUAACAUCAUAAUGCAAAACAAUGUGUCCCUCAGUAGCAGCAUGCUGGACGUCUAUGGGGGUGAACAAGGUAUGAAAGCCCCUAAUGGUGGAAUGAGUCCCACAUCUAACCCCACAAAGCUCACUGUAAAAAGGGAAUACACAGAACACGACACAAGGGUGAUGGCCAAAGAGCGACAGAAAAAAGACAACCAUAAUUUGAUUGAAAGAAGGCGAAGAUACAAUAUCAACUACAGGAUUAAGGAGCUGGGGACACUCAUACCAAAGUCGAAUGACCCCGACAUGCGCUGGAACAAAGGCACUAUCCUGAAGGCCUCGGUGGAGUACAUAAGGUGGCUGCAGAAGGAGCAGCAGCACGCUCGGGAGCUGGAGAGCCGUCAGAAGAAGCUAGAGCAAGCGAACAGGAGACUGCUGCUGAGGAUCCAGGAGCUUGAGAUCCAGGCACGAGCACAUGGGCUCCCAAACAUGGCUACAGCUUUGGGGACAGUUGAACUGUCCUCCCAUCUCCUCAAACAACAACAGCAGCAGCAGCAGCAGCAGCAACAACAACAACAACAACAACAACAACAACAGCAGUCGUCUCCCCAGGCCCAGCAGCCGCCCCUCUACCAGGAGGACCCAAACAGCGACUACCUCCAGAGGAUAGCCGUGGUAGCUGGUGUGCCAUCCAUCCCCGCCACCGGUGGGCUGCAGGAUCACAUCACGGGUGCUGAUGGCUGCACCACAUUUUCCGACCCGCUGUCCCACUUCACAGACUUCUUCAGUGCUACGCUCAAGGAGGAGCACCGGCUGGACGAGAUCCUGAUGGACGACCCGCUCUCGCCAUUUGGCACCGACCCGCUCCUCUCGGCCGGCUCACCUGGAGCCGCAUCCAAAGACAGCAGCCGCAGGAGCAGCUUCAGCUCUGCAGAGGGUGACGACCUAUAAUGGGUGCCCUCUACAGAAACGCACUCUUGUUAUCUCCUUGUGACAACACGGUUGUAAUCCUCAGUGGUAAAGGGCAUAUACACAGAGCUUUUAAAAGACGGACUGAUGGCUCUGGACAUACAUUAAUGACCACUCCCAGGGUUGCAAGUAAUUUCAAUGACAGCUGACACACCUGACAGUGCCCUUAAAGUCCACCUGUACAUAAAGUGUGUAGUUCUUGUUGAUCAGGUGGGUGUUAGAGCUCAAUUGGCCCAAAAUCUCAGCAGGACCAGAAACAGCCCAUUGGACCUCCUGCUCCUCCACCUGCUCUUUAGUAUAGACUAUAAACAUGUAUCUCUGCCUCCCGGACAGAGCAGAAACAGACUCAUAAGAAAAAGGGAGACAUUUAUCGGCCUUUAUAUAAAUGACCAUGUCUACUGUUUUUUUGGUAAACACUGUGGUAGCCGUACACUGUAACAUAUUCAGAAUAAUCACUGAAAGCCUGCCCAAACAGUCCUUUAUUUUGCAAAAGGAUUUUAAACAAUUGCAGUCAGGUUUGUGAUUGUGUGAUGUGCCUUAUUCAAACACCCGGGUUUUGUCUUAAAGAAGAUACGAACAUGUAACAUGAUGUACUCACCGCUAUGCCUAACAUGUCGUCGGUCUUGUCUGUGUCUUUUCAGUGUUUUUGUUAUAUAAGUGUUUAUGUAUUUAUAUAUGUUUUAAUCCAUGUAUUCAUAAAAAAAGAUAUAUAUUAUUAUCUAACAUGUUACCUUUUUUAUUCUUAGUAGGGGUGGGAAA